AUACCACAGUCAAUUACACAACUAUCAUUGGAUCAUCACAAUGAAUCACUUCAAGCUGGACAUAUACCACAAUCAGUUACACAACUAUCAUUUGGUGAUUUCAAUCAACCACUUCAUGUUGGACAUAUACCACAGUCAGUAACACACUUAUCAUUUUGUGGUUUCGAUCAACCACUUCAAGUUGGACAUAUUCCACAAUCAGUAACACAUUUAUCGUUGGCUGCUUUCAACCAACCACUUCAAGUUGGACAUAUUCCACAAUCAGUGACACAUUUAUCGUUGGCUGCUUUCAACCAACCACUUCAAGUUGGUCAUAUUCCACAUUUCGUGACUCAAUUAUCAUUUGAUGAUUUCAACCAACCACUUCAAGUUGGACAUAUUCCACAAUCAGUAACACAAUUAUCAUUCCUUCUCUUUUAUCAACCACUUCAAGUUGGACACAUUCCACAAUCAGUGACACAACUAUCAUUUGCUGUUUUCGAUCAACCACUCCAGGUUGAACAUAUCCCACAGUCAGUGACACAACUAUCAUUGGAUAGAUUCAACCAACCACUUCAAGUAGGACAUAUUCCACAAUCAGUGGCAGAGCUAUCGUUGAGUAAAUAUUCUCGACCACUUCAAGUUGGACAUAUUCCACAGUCAGUGACACAAUUAUCAUUUUCUCUCUUCAAUCAACCACUUCAAGUUGGGCAUAUACCAAAGCAUGUAAAACAUCUAACUUUUGGUGGUUGCUUUGAUCAACAUCUCACAACAGAAUAUAUUCCAUCAGUUACGUCGCUAUCGAUUUAUUCUACUGUAUUCUCCCCCAAGAAUUUCAGUUUGCAUGAUCACAAGUGUCUCAAUGAGCUCACUGUUAUUCACUGCGUCGGCCCAUCCAUCCCACCCAAACACUGGAGAGACCAGGAUCGAGCUCCACCAUCAUUCUUGGACCAUAAUACUGACUCUAUUGUCAGGAUGUAUGGACUUUCACAUCUCAUCAUCAAAGUCAUGCCAAACUACACAAUAAGCAAAAUGGACGAGUGCGUCCCUCCCUCUCUUUUGCGCUUACUUAAGUCGAUCACAACAAUUACUCUGCAAAUCUUCCCCCCCAAUGGAUUCUCCAUCGUUAACCACGACUUUGAGACGACUUGGAGGUUAUCUGAUGAUGAGACAGGACUUUUUUUAACUAGCACCCGUUCAGGUUGUGACGGUGGUAACGGAGUUGUAUCAUUUUGGAAAUUUCUGGAAGCCUGUGCCGACACUGCUAAGCCACAGGCCAAGGUCCAUCAUACACAUUCUGCGAAGCUGUCAUCUAAACCCCGGAUUACCAAGUACCCAUCAGCAGCCACUGAUCAUGAAGCCGUAACUAAACUCAGAGAAUUCAUGGAUGGAAAGACGAUAUCUCAGAUGUCCAGGCUAACAAAGGACAAGUUGAGUCAAUAUCUUACAACCAUGGGAAUACCAACGACUUCGGAUACCAAAGCCACCAAACUCAAACUGGCCAGAGAGCUAUCAAAGGCUUUAAAUGGCAAA
Molecule: messenger RNA, 1512 nt
Organism: Acytostelium subglobosum LB1
Lineage: Eukaryota; Evosea; Eumycetozoa; Acytosteliales; Acytosteliaceae
Exons: 1
Source: RefSeq, a predicted model, not a curated record